Molecule: messenger RNA, 2540 nt
Organism: Oncorhynchus keta (chum salmon)
Lineage: Eukaryota; Metazoa; Chordata; Actinopteri; Salmoniformes; Salmonidae
Product: E3 ubiquitin-protein ligase SH3RF3-like
Exons: 7
Coding region: 181-1698 (505 amino acids)
Biological process (GO): positive regulation of JNK cascade; protein ubiquitination; positive regulation of proteasomal ubiquitin-dependent protein catabolic process
Molecular function (GO): ubiquitin protein ligase activity; protein binding
Source: RefSeq, a predicted model, not a curated record
AACAGUGUGUACCAGCCGAACCAGGGGCAGGCUCAGCCACCCAGCGUUAGUGCCCUCAACAGCCUGAACCAGCCCCCCUCUGCCAAUCACAGCUCCUCUAACCGCUCAGGCUCAGGUGUGACCUCCCAGCGCGUGAAGCGAAGCACUGGCAGACACCUGUCACAAAAGGGCGAGAGGAAGAUGAGUAGUGGUGAAGCUCCUCCCACCAUCACCAUGGCUCUGAUCAACCCCCAGACCCCCUCCGCCUCAGCCGACACCAAACAGUCUUCCACUCAGCAGUUAUCCAUCAGUGUGUGUGCUGCUCUGUACUCCUACAAGCCCCGUCGUUCUGAGGAACUGGAGCUGAGGAAGGGGGAGAUGGUGGGGGUGUAUGGGAAGUUUAAGGAGGGCUGGCUCCGAGGCCUCUCUCUACGGACAGGCAAAGUGGGCAUCCUCCCCGGCAACUACGUCACACCUGUCCUCAGAACUUCUGCCAGGCUCUUGGAUUCCAAGGCAGUGACAGCAGGCCCUGGUACAGUCUCUGGAAGAAGAACCUCCUCGUCCUCCAAAACGCCAGCGGUGGUUCUAGCUCUCGACAGGGUCAACUCAGAUGGCACUAGUUACUCUACUGGACAACGGCUACCGCAGCAGUCUGUUUCCAUGGCCACGCAGCCUAUGAUAUCAUCAGGCGGCGCCACCAGACAAUCCCUGCAUGGGGUGAGCUCGGAGGGAUGGGACACAGUGAGGAGGGUCUUCCAUCGUUCCCACAGAGGCUCAUCUCAGCGGGGAAAACACUACCCCCACACCACCAUCUCAUCCAGCUCAGCCCUUCAAUCCCAGACCCACAGUCAGAGCUCAUCCCAGAGCUCGUCCCAGUGCAGUAACCACUACCCCCACACUACCAUCACCACCUCAGGUCUUCAGCCCCAUUCUCAGUCCCAAUCUCACAGCCAGAACUUUAGCCACAUCCAGGGUCCUGGCUUCUCCCCUGCUCUGCUCAGGAAGAAACAACACAUGAGCAUCCUGCCCAAUCACUACAGAUCUCUGGCCUGGAUGUCUGAAGGUCAAGCGCCCCCUAGUGGUAGUUCUAUGAAGGACAGGGACACAGCUGCCAGAGAGGUGUUUGAUAGGCAGGUGUUGGAGACGAAGCAAGCAGCAUCGAAUGGUCAGCACCCCAUACACUCUAUCCUAGUGAGACCAGACGCCCUCAAGAACAACACAGAGAAGCCCACCAAGUCAGUGCGGUUCCUGACCCAGCCUGAUUCCCCUACACCACGACCCAGGACCACCUCCCUGCCCUCGGGUAGCCAGCCCCCCGCCAGUACCCGGCCUGGUCCACCUCCCCUGGAGGUCUGGGCUCCAUCACUCACACUGGGGCGAGAUGGGCCUGGGAUCAUCCUGAAAGAAGGCAAGGCUCCUGUUCUUCGGAAAGGUCUGGAGACAAACCCCUCUGAUGUUCUGACUUCCAAUCAGAAACCUACCUCUUCAUUAUCCUCAUCAGCACCAUCUGCGUCAAUGCAGUCCAGCAGCCCUAGCAGACACAGAGUAGCGACGUCCUACCAGGCCCAGACAGAGUCAGAAAUGAGCCUGAUGCAGGGUGAGCCUGUCCUGCUUCAUAGACAUCGCCCUGACGGACGGGUUCUGCUCACCCAGGAGAGCAGUGGCCACACGGGCCUCUUCCAUAGCAGUGUUCUACAGUUCCUAGACCGGUUCAGUUGACGGCCUGUAGUGUUUAGUUAUUAUAGGUGUGUUUUUCACAUAGAAAUAGAAUGACUAGAAUGGGGGAAGCUCCUUAGAACGUGACAAUUUGAUAUGCAACUCAUACACUCAUGGGUACAUUCAACAUGGCCACCGGCCCACCCCAUCAUGUGACGUUGACUUGAAAAGGAAUGUCCAUUUAGAAAUUCUAUUUCUAUGGAUAUACACCUGUUGACACUGCCAAACGAGAUGCCAAAUCUGUGGAAGAGUGUGCGUGUGUAUUUUAUGUGUGUUGAAAAUAAUAUAUUAUAUUACUGCCAUAUAGUGACCAAAAUGCAAAGGGAAACAAGUUUCCCCCUUGAGAUUCAUUGGACCAGUUUUAAACUGUAGACAGAUAAUUAUAAGGUUCUGAGAUAUAUUUGUGUAUAUGUUGAUGUGCAGAAGCAUGAGUUGCACAUAGAUCUACUGUAUACAGUUAUUUUUACCAAUCCGUUGCACAAAACCACCUCAGACCAAUGUUUUGCAUAAAGAUUGAGUGUUUUCUUUAUUCAAGAGCAAAAGGACACAGUGCCUUUGCAAAGCCCACAGAGUCUAGAUUUGAAAAACAACAACAGUGCUCUUACCAGAGGCUAAAUGUAUAUUAAGUGAUGAUCAUAUAGUGGUGAUAAACAAUGCUUUCGUCAACUAUAGCAUGCGUUUGUUACAUUCUCAACAUGAUUUUGCUGAAUAACUGCACAUCCAUGUUAUGUAUCAGACUUUUCUGAUAAGAGACACACAUGUCCUCUAAGGGAUUCUCCUUCUCUGCUCUUUGAGUGCUGAAAAUAAAUAAUUUAUGACACAUUAUAGCAAAAAUACUUGUUUUA